UGUCGUUCUGGGGAUACGUUUGGCCCUUCCCAAAUCUAGUAGCAAAGCUGAUGUCUUCAGCAAAUUGUUCGUCCAGGUCUUAACAGCGUUCAAGACGGCCCAGGAGGCCCCCAAGAUCGCCCCAGCACAGUCCGUAGCAAUUUUGGCUCAAGCCAUUUUGGCUGCUCAAGUCGCGCUCGGCCUGCGCACUCUACGCUGCACCACACAUGCACGUAUUGAGCUACCAGCCCAAAUCGGUCCUUUAGUUUUCUGAUUUGCAGGAUGGUAGCAGACUGGCAUAUCGGGACCAUGCUCCUGGUCUGGCAGGUCGGGACCAUGUUUCUUGUGGUGUUCGCCAUCAGCAUGCCCAUCUCAGCAUCGCUCAAGACGCAGACCUUCACCAACACCUCGCAAGCGGCUGGCUCAGGAGCGUCAUGCACGUUGGCCGACACCGACGCCUCUGCCUGCCAGGACAAAGACGGCAUCUUGUUCAACCCGGUGACGAACGGAGACGGGAGCGUUCAGAUGUUGGUGUUCGUUUUCUGGAGCGGGCAGUGGGGCACGGUGUGCGACGAUGUCACGGAGUGCGACGCGCGCGGCGGAGGGACCAGUCCGUGCUCAACGUCAACGUCGCCUGAGGUCAGCAGCCGGCGGCAGUCGUGUGCCGGGAGCUCGGCCUGGACGCGGACGGAGCCCAGGAGUACAAUGCCAAUGGGGGUGGCUCAGGGUACCCGAUCCACGUUGACGGCACGAGCAACCACAUCAGCGGCUGCGCGGGCACGGAGGCGGCCCUUGCAGAUUGCGCGUGGCUCCACUACGGCAGCCACAACUGCGGGCACAGCGAGGACGUGGGCGUCAUAUGGCAGCAUGCCUGCCCAAUGAGCAGCCCGACGCCUUCGCAAACGCCUGUUCCGACGUCUCCUCCAACGCCUCCUCGAACGCCUGCUCAAACGAUGGCGCCAGCGAGCUCGGCUUCUGUCACUGGCGACCCCCACCUGACUAACGUUUACGGCCAGAAGUUCGACUUGAUGAAGCCUGGCGAGCACGUUAUGAUAAACAUCCUCCGUGGAGAGCCCGCGGAGAACGCCUCAUGCGCGCGCAGGCCCUUGCUCAGCGACUGGGUGACCAGUGCGGGGAGAUGUAUUUCCAAUAAGUGAAAGUUACCGGGUCUUGGGCAGAGGCAACACAAGCGGGAGGGUAUCAUUACAGCAUUUCGCAAAGCGCGGUUGAGACUCCAGAAUGGGUCGCUUUGGGCGAGGUGGAGUUGUGGUUCAAGGACGUACGCACGUUGGCAUGAAGUAUUUCAACGUGUACGUGAAUGGCUUGGGGCGAGCGGGGUUUGUUGUGGGAGGUCUACCAGGGGAAGACGGUCACGCAGACGCAACACAGGUUCCGGCGUCAUGCCACAGGCAAGUUGUUUAAGAUGGGAAUGCGGACGACCAGGAUUCGUUGAGCAUCACCUGGUCAUCCGUGUCGUCAAGCUUCGCGUCAUUCGCAGCUGCAAGCUUGGAGUGAGCGUGCGUUCGAUUUGCGACAUAAUAUUGUGCCUUUUAUGUUUCUGGUUUUUGACAUACAAAGAGGACUGGCAUCACAGCUAUCCUCCACCCUGGAGUCUCCUCCCUCUCCUCGCUCCUCUUAUCUGCCCCAUCCUCGCUCCUCAUCUUCACUUCAGAGAGGUAGCAUGCGUGUGCAUGCCCGAUCUUGUCGCACGUGCUCGUUGCGAGUGACCCUAGGCUGCCCUGUCUAGCCACCGUGCACGCUGUUCAA
This is a messenger RNA of Prorocentrum cordatum, 1746 nucleotides long. The record is from the annotation of a GenBank genome assembly. NCBI's taxonomy places the organism in Eukaryota, Dinophyceae, Prorocentrales, Prorocentraceae.